ACACUCACCUCCUACCGCAUACGGAAUAGUAUACCGACCAUUUUGGGCCUUCCCUCUGCCUCUCCUAUCGCACUCUCCGUCGUCGGCCAUGGAUUCCUCCGCCGUCCGCGUCGACAAUCCCUACGCUCUUCUUCUUCUCGCUCUCCGCCUUAUUCCUCUCUCCCACUACCUCCUCGCCUUUCUUCUAUCCUUCUCGAUUUUUCUCUACAAUUUUCUCGAACUCCAUUUCAUUGAAGAUCUUCUCUCCGGAUUCCGCGGAUGUCCCGUCUCCUUGACCUACAAUCCGUCUUCCCAAAUCUACAAUGGCGUCGUUUCCAAGUGCCGGAUCCUCCAUGGCAGGUACUUGGCAACGCCAUGGCUGUCAAGUCCUCAUAUUCAGACUGUUUUUCUCAAUUUCUUUGGAAGACCGCCUGCUUUCAGCUACAAAAGAGAACUCUUCCAUGCUUCCGAUGGUGGAACUAUUGCUUUGGACUGGCUGACGAAAUAUGAUGUUGCGGAUGGCGGUUUUCACAUGAACAAUUCUAUUUCUAGGGAUGAUACAACCCCAAUUAUGGUGGUAAUUCCUGGUUUAACCAGUGACUCCCAAUCUGCUUAUUUAAAGCACCUGGCUUUUAGUACGGCAAAAAGUGGAUGGAAUGUAGUUGUCAGCAACCACAGAGGACUGGGUGGCGUUUCGAUUACUUCUGAUUGCUUUUAUAAUGCUGGAUGGACCGAAGACAUUCGCGUAAUUAUCAAUCAUCUCCAUCAUGUAUAUCCCAACGCUCCUUUAUUUGCAGUUGGAACUAGUAUUGGAGCCAAUGUUCUGGUAAAAUAUCUUGGGGAGGAUGGUGAUAACGUUCCUGUUGCUGGAGCUGUAGCUAUCUGCUCCCCCUGGGACCUUUUGAUUGGUGAUAGAUUUAUACGGCGCAGGUUCGUGCAGACGUUUUAUGACAGAGCACUUACUAUUGGCCUUCAAGGCUAUGCUCAAUUACAUGAGCCUCGCUAUUCUCGCCUUGCAAAUUGGGAAGGAAUUGUAAAGUCACGUACCAUUAGAGAUUUUGAUCACCAUGCAACACGCCUUGUUGGGAAAUAUGAGACUGUGGAUACAUACUACAGGCGCUGCAGCAGUGCUGGAUAUGUAGGAAAUGUGUCGGUCCCUCUUCUCUGUGUCAGUGCUUUGGAUGAUCCUGUCUGUACCAGAGAAGCCAUUCCUUGGGAUGAAUGCAGGUUAAAUAAAAAUGUUGUCUUGGCUACAGUAAAGCAUGGAGGACAUCUUGCAUUCUUUGAAGGGAUAGCUGGAGCUCGCUUGUGGUGGGUAAGGGCCACAGGUGAAUUUUUAAGGGUUCUACAUUCUAGCCAAUACAUGCAUGUGCAGAACAAGAUUGCGAACACUGGCCCCCAGUCUUCUUUGGAUUCUACAAUUGAUCAGGGUCCAUUUGUAAGUGUUGCGGAAGAUGGAAUGGUGGCCGCAAUGGGCAAUGAACGAAAAGACGAUGAUACGGUAGAAGAAGUAUCUGAGCCUCAAAGGUCGGUUCAUAGUGAAAAAACUCAAAUGGUUUCAAACACAGGCCUCAUAGAUGAGCAAAGUACACAACAAAAGUCGGGUUUUGUGCCAACCAUUGAACAAACAUCCGUACAAGUUACUGCUGUCCAGGAUGCAAAGCCUGUUGUUGCAACUUAUUCUGUUAAAAGAUGUUUGGAUAUUCUGCGUCGACAGAACAGGUACUCAAUAUGGUUACUUGCUUAUAUUGCCAUAAUUUCAAGCUGGCCAUUUUUAGGUUCUGCCCUUCGAGUACUCUCUAGAAAGAGGCUCAGAAAUGUCUUACCUGCUGUUUUACUUAGAAGAUAGUCAUAGUCCCAUGCUCUAAGUCACUGUUGUACUCUCAAUGUAGUAUGGGACCCACAGAUAGGACCCAUAUUCUAUUAGUCAUGGUGUUUAAUACCGGUGGUACCUCCAAAUAUUUUUUUAUCGAGUUUUUAUGUUUUAAACUAAAUUACGUGCAGUAGUGUAAUUCAAUCUAGAAAGCUGCCGAGAACUCGGGAUGUCACCACUAAUUUUCAGGCCGUUAUAAAUU
Molecule: messenger RNA, 2054 nt
Organism: Morus notabilis
Lineage: Eukaryota; Viridiplantae; Streptophyta; Magnoliopsida; Rosales; Moraceae
Product: embryogenesis-associated protein EMB8
Exons: 14
Coding region: 89-1828 (579 amino acids)
Molecular function (GO): short-chain carboxylesterase activity; monoacylglycerol lipase activity
Source: RefSeq, a predicted model, not a curated record